Messenger RNA from Ostertagia ostertagi, 993 nucleotides. Lineage: Eukaryota; Metazoa; Nematoda; Chromadorea; Rhabditida; Trichostrongylidae. The record is from the annotation of a GenBank genome assembly.
UGCUCCGUAUGCGUCGACGGCCGUCCAAUUAUCAAACGUACAAAGCGUUCAUUAGACUGUGUUCCCUGUACGUAUCUCCAGCCAACAGAGAGCAUCAACAAUCCGUUUGCCGUCCAAGCGCCUGUGUCGCCUGUUGGCAUUCCUCCACCGCAUCUUCGCGGAAAGAGAGCAGGGUGUCUCCCACAUCCGCAAUGCAUGCUGGCACCACGUCGAGCAGAAGAAACAUCGAAUCUCAGUACUGUGAACCAUGCAAUGGCGGGUAUUACGGUAGGAAGAAGCGUGAAGCCGAGAGAGAACGCGCAUCGUCUCGCCGUUUCAGGAGAGCCGCGUGUUUUCCCAGGAAUACUUCCCUUCUCCAACCCCCGAACCUAUCGUAAAAUUUUCCUUGAAGAGUUCUCGAGUAAUCCUGAGAAGUGUCUACGCCGUGAAAAGCGUGCCACCGGCCCCGAAUGUGAAGUGGACGAGUUCCUUGUGACUAGAAUGAAACGGCAAGCGUACAAUCCUUCGGGAAUUCUCGACAUUGUCAAGCUACUCAGUAAGACUAUGGGAGAAGGAGGUGGAUUCAGCUGCAUGCUGGGUGGCAUAAUUUGCCAGGGCAACUGUGUACUUGCACAGAAGGAAGCGACGAAAGCGACAUGGAUGAGGAUUGACAAGGAAGUUGCAGCUCAUAAGCAGGCUCUCAAGGAGCACGAAGAGCAGCAUAUUCGUCAAAAGCGUCAGUUCUUCUCUCCAGACGCAGGCGCGGCUUGUGUCCCUUGUCCCGCCUGGGUUACGCUCGCACUGGCUAGUCGGAAGAAGAGAUCCACGAAUUCAUCCGAGGAAUCUGAAGAAGAGCAGUCUCCCAGAAUGACGCUUUCUGAAGCGAUCGCCGACAUAAGGCGCAAAGCAGGUUACAAAUUGGGCUUCGAGGCAUGGAAAACGCAAAAUGCCAGGUUUUGUACGGGCGGUGGCUCAGUGGAAGCGAGUGAAAAGAAAUUCGGAUCACCAUACUAA